Messenger RNA from Lachancea sp. 'fantastica', 4008 nucleotides. Lineage: Eukaryota; Fungi; Ascomycota; Saccharomycetes; Saccharomycetales; Saccharomycetaceae. The record is from the annotation of a GenBank genome assembly.
AUGACUCUCAACUUUUUGCCAGGACAGCCGAACUCUACACAACAAACUGUUUGCCAGGAAGUUUGGCAAGAUCAUACGCUUUUAGCUUACUGUUCAGGGAACAAUCUUAUAAUCCUAUCGAACAACUUCAAUCGUUUGCAAACACUGCGUUUCGAUUAUGACUGUGUUGCUGUAGAUAUAAAUUCACACAAUGGCCAUAUUGCGGUGGCUGCAGGAUCCAAAGUACAUGUUUUCAAACCCUUGCAUCAAGUAAUGAAAGCCCCACGAUGGGUGGCAUGCAUCGAGGUUUUCCACGACGAUUCGCUGGUCAACACUGUAAGCUGGGGAAUCAAUGGAGAGCUGGCUGUCGGAUCUGACUACUUGUCGUUUUGGAGAAUCCAGGACGAAUUCGGCAUAUUCCAAUCUUCUCUGCUAUGGACCAAAAAACAGUUUCGGCCAGUCUACCUGUGUGCUGUCUCUGAGGACUCCCAAGUCAUCGCUACCGUUUACAAAUAUAGCCGCACAGUCAAAAUGUGGAAAAGAAUUUCAGUGGGCAAUGACCGGGUACUAUUUGAUCUGACGCUCAUUUCCCAUCCGAACUACGUCACACAUUUCCGAUGGAAACGUUCCAAUGAUUUAUGCGAACGGGAAAAGGAUUCGCAUGUGUUUUACACCUUGUGUGCUGACGGAAAAUUACGCAUCUGGACGUAUUACGAAAAUAAUAGUCAGAAAACAAUACAAAAAUGGGGUCAUUUGGACUUAGAUUCGUCCAAACAUCAAAAGUUUUGUGUUUUGCUGGAUAGCUGGCUCGUCCAAAGACUACUACAAAAUGGGCAUUUCGAAAAGUCAAAAUAUUACUCCGAAAUGCACCCGGAUAUCGCUAUGUUGAUAACCGCCUCUGGUGAAAUUGAAUUACAUGCUUUGGAAAACCUAUCUCAUGAUCCGCCCAAGUUAAUGAGCCAUCGACUCGUUGCUACUGCUUCAUUAUCACACGAAGCAUUUGUUUAUAAUCCGUCUAUUCUUUGUUUCGCAGAACCUCAAAUCUCGGAACAGGAUUCCAACCAAUUUUCCUUAGUUGUUCAUGACAUAAGGGGAGUACUGCGACAUUCGGUAUUCAACCUCGAGAACAUUCUGCGCGGCCAAAAGACUGAGGUUGGAAAGCUAUUGCACAAAUUUACCGGCCACAAAAAAUCGAUUCAAAAACUUGUUAGGAGCAGCGACGGCAUGGCAAUGAUAACGCUGUCUCGAUUUUCUGAAAAUUCUAUUUGGGUUCCGCAAGCUUUCUCGAGUGGCUUGUAUUUGCGCAAGAAGAACAUUAUCAUAUCCGAAAGUCCUUUAAUUGAUGCCGUGGUACUCGAAAGCGGAGCCCUCACUUUAACUCUUUCGAAAGACUUUAAGCUACAAGCCUGGAGCUGUGCGAGCGAUCGCGAUAGCAAGACCUCAGCUCUGAGAGCAGAGUUCACUUUGCAGUCUUCCAAAGGAGCACCUCUUCUUAUGAUAAACACACCAGAGAAAAAGCAUCACCAUGACCGACACUACGUUGCAUUGAUCUAUCGAUCAGGCGAAGUGCUAAGCUUUUGCAUUACCUUCCAAGAUGGGAUUAAGCCGUUCACGACAAAUAAUUUAAAUCUCGAUGGAUCAGACGCGAUAUAUCUAAUAUCCUCCAUCGACCCAGUCAAUUACGGAUUUUUCCCAAACAGAUCUCUAGUUGCCUUGAUCAGCAAAGAAGGUUCCAUUUUAACUUUCAAAUGUAUUGUCGAAGAUGACAAGAUGACAUGGAAGUUGAGCUACAAAAUGAGAACAAAUCUCACCAACAGUAAGCUUAUAAGUGGCUCUUCUAUUGACAAAAUAUGUGUUGUAGACAAAUCACAGAAAAAACUAACAAUCUGGGACUUGAGACGUGCAUUUUUAGAAUACGAAACAACAUUCGAUGUGCCUAUUCAUGACAUAGACUGGACAAGCACACGAUUUGGACAGAGCAUUUUCUCUGUUGGUUUUGGUGAUCAUGUUUUGCUUUUCACUCAGCAGAGAUAUGACUAUGCCACCAGGAUUCCUAGUUAUGCGCCUGUGGGAACCAUUGACAUCAAAGAACACACAACACAUGAGAUUGGUGAUUCAAUUUGGCUCACAGACGGAACUUUCGUGAUUGCUUCUGGAAAUCAGUUAUUUCUCAAAGAUAAGAGUCUCAACAUCAGUGACAAAUUCACUAACCAGUCGAUAGGCUCCCGGAAAAUACUUUCAAAGGAUAUCAUGCACCUGAGUAGUGUCCUCAAUGGUCCUUUACCCGUCUAUCAUCCGCAAUUUUUAAUCCAAGCCCUAUACUCGGACAAGCUUUCACUGGUCAAAGAAAUUUUACUGCGCUUAUUUUUGGCACUUCGAGAAUUAGAGUUCAGUUCCACCGAUGUCACGCAGCUCGGAGCCACAUUGGGCCUUGAAUAUGAGAAGUUCAUUUAUGCUUCGAACAGGAGCUAUAUUGCUGAUGAGUACCAUGAACCCUACAACGAGUUUAAUGGUUUGGUCUCCGGCGAACUGAAAAUAAAACUUGCAAAGCAUGCUCUUCCUUUUAUAACACGUCAUCAGCAAGUCACUCUCAUCACAGUGGUUGAAGCAAUCGAUGAGAUCGUUAAAAACAGUGCAGCAUUAGACUUGCCAGGGACUUUAUUCAUUUUGGGCGUGAAACUUUUCGAGCUUCACAGAAAGACACAAUCUUCGGUUCAUGUUCGUGAUAUUCAAUGGGCCCAGUUUUCGUCAAGUAAGAAGGUUCUGUUCUCAACAGUUCUUCCAAAUAUCGAUUCUUGGGAACGCGCCCGCCAAUACAAAAUAAGCUUGUGGGUUGGUCUAGAAGAUUUAAAGUCCACAUUUGAUCUUAUCGCAAAGCACCAGUUCUCUAAUGAAAGCGGGCGGGAUCCCGCCAACUCUGGCUUAUUCUACUUGUCCCUUAGGAAAAAACAAACUUUGAUUAGCCUUUGGAGAGUUAGUUCGGGGCAUACUGAGCAGCAAAAAAUGCUCAAAUUCUUAAACAACGACUUUAGAGAAGAAAGAUGGAGGAAAGCCGCGUUGAAAAAUGCGUUUGUUCUGUUGAGCAAACAUCGAUUCCUUGAUGCCGCUUGCUUCUUUUUGCUUUCUGACUCGCUCAAGGAUGCAUCCAAUGUUAUAUUGAAGCAGAUGGACGACAUAGCGCUCGCCGUAGCUGUUUGUCGAGUGUACGAAGGAGAUCACGGACCUGUAUUGAGCGAUUUGCUAAUAAAACAAGCUCUUCCACAAGCUAUAAUAUCGAGCGAUAGAUGGAUGACGAGCUACAUAUAUCGGGCUCUUGAGAAGCCUGCGUUCGCUUUGAAAGCGCUCGUUAUGUCACCUAUCGAUCUUGAAGACAACAAAAAGCGUGUCUGCCAGGAGGAUUUGAAUAGCAGGUCAUUCCUAGCUGAAGAUCCGGCGUUGCUCAUGCUUUUUGCUCAGAUACGGGGGAAAAACAAACUUUUUCUGGAGGCGUCCAUGGAAAUUAAAGAUAGUUUGGAGUAUGCGACAGUUCAAAGAGUUGCUGCCAUUUAUUCGCGCAUGGGAUGUGAUUAUUUAGCCUUGUCUUUGUUGCUCAACUGGCGUUUCCCCCAUCAGUUGAAGAAAGAUCAUAAAGACGGCGUCCAAAGAGACAAAAAGGACGAAACCCUCAUGGAUACGGGCACGCAAGGUCAAAAGCUCAGAAGCAUUUUUGACAAAUUUGAUGACAUGUCGCAAGGAAACAAGGAGUUAAAGUCAGCAGACACUGCAAAGAAUUCAUCUAUCUCACAACCCAGGAACUUACUUGACGACUUCAGCCCAAGUAGUCAUACAGCUCUAUCAAGCGGCUCGGCACAGGCCACAGAAAACAGUGCUGACUCGAGCGUCAAUUUAUCUGAUCCUUCUUGGCCUGGCAAUGAUAUGACGUCUGCAACUACCAACGGCACCGAUAGAAAGGACUCCACAAGCUCUGUUGGAAAAGCUAGAAACGCGCAAAUUAGCAAACCGCGCAACUUGUUGGAUGACUUCUUUUGA